UAGGUUAGAGGUGGGAGGGGUUGUCGGGGACAUUGACAACUGUUCCAUGAAACUGAAGCUAGUAGAAGAGCUCUAGUAUUUUGUAGUGCCGUACAGCGUGGAACGGACAGGACCGCUUCUCUGGUGGAAGAGGGGGAAAAUGAUACUCGCCUUUGUCCAGGAGGACAAAUCAUCAAGGUCCCUGUGAGUCGAGUCUCACCUGAUUGGUCGACGCCACUGGGAGGAAGAUGGCGGCCUUCAAGAACAGCUUCUGGGGGGAGAAGAAUGCCGGUUUCGAUGUCCUUUACCACAACAUGAAACAUGGCCAGAUCGCCACCAAGGAGCUGGCAGAGUUUGUGCGGGAGAGGGCUGCCAUCGAGGAGACCUACUCUAAGUCCAUGAGCAAGCUGGCGAAGAUGGCGAGCAACGGCAGUCCCCUGGGUACUUUUGCUCCGAUGUGGGAUGUGUUCCGCGUGUCUUCUGACAAGUUGGCUCUGUGUCACCUGGAGCUGAUGAGGAAGAUGAACGAUCUGAUCCGAGACAUCAACAAGUACGGAGACGAGCAGGUCAAAGUUCACCGCAAGACCAAGGAGGAGGUGGUGGGGACGCUGGAGGCUGUGCAGGCUCUUCAGGUGCAGAGUGGUCAUCUGCAGAAGGCCAGAGAGACGCACCAGGCACGCUCACUAGACAUGGACCGCCUACGCAAGGAGAGCGCACCACUCAAGGAACAGGAGAAGGCAGAGCUGAAGUGGAAGAAGGCUGCAGAGCACUUUGCGGGUGCGGUGGAGAAGUAUAACCGCGUAGGAGGAGACUUCCAACACAAGAUGACCGAGUCAGCACAGAAGUUUCAGGAUAUAGAGGAGGCCCAUCUGAGGCAGAUGAAGCAGCUGCUUAAGGGCUACUCCCAUUCCAUUGAGGACACACAUGUACAAGUGGGACAGGUUCAUGAGGAGUUCAAGCAGAACUUGGAGAAUAUUGGCAUUGAGAACCUCAUCCAGAAGUUCACGGACCAAAAGGGGACAGGCAAGGAGAAGCCAGCUCCAGUGUGUCUUGAAGAGUGCCUGUCGUCUGUCACUGCUGACAUUGGGAAGAAGAGUAGAGCCAAGGCCUUCCGCAUCCCAGGGCUCGGCAAGAGAGACAAGGAGCCUGACUCCACGGAUUCAGCUGUCACUGACGCACCGAACUCUCCUCUAGAUGUGGAUGAGGAGGGGUUUGUGAUCCGAGCGGACGGCAACCAGAAUGGCUGUGGAGAGGAGAAGGAGUCCAACUUCUACUCCAGCGACUCUGACUUCGACGACGACGAGCCCAAGAAGUUCAACAUCCAGAUCCGACCGGUGGCCAGCGGUAGCCGUGGCAACGCAGCCGCCCACGAGAUGGAGCUCAAGGCCACGGUGGGGGCACUCACCCUGCCCCCCAACACAGGGGUGUCAGUGAAGCGGCAUCUCUCUCGGAACUCUAGCACGACAGGUGGCCGCUCGGAGGGAGAAGGGGAGGCGGGGCCACACAGGGAGGGGGAGCCGAGAGGACUUCGCAGAUCCACCUCCAGCCCAGACCCCAGCAGGCUGGUCUCCGUGGCGUCUGCUCCUGACUCCCUGUUCGGUCCUCCUCUGGAGAUGGCCUUCAAGUCCAGCAGCUUCGGGGGCCAUGAGCAGCUCCAGAACGCCUUCGCCGUGUCCGAAUACGCUGCCUUCUCGUCGGACUCCUCCUCCCCAGAGAACGUGGAGGACUCGGGCCUGGACUCGCCGUCCCAUCAGCCCGCGGGGCCGUCCCCGGAGCCCAGCGGUUGGCCCCCCGCCUGGCCUCCUGUGGCGGUGGCGCCCUCUGCUGCUCAGCACGGUAACAACAACAGCAAUAAGGACCCCUCGUCCAUGUCCUCGUCCCUGCGCCGACCCACGGACCCCUUCCUGUCCGCCUUCCGAGACCCCUCCCCCGGCCGGCCCCCCCUCACCCCGGACGAGGUGUCGGCCAGCGUUUGGGGAGGUGUUGGGGUGGGAGGAGGUGUGUCCGUGUCGCUGCACUCCCCCUGCGGCGUGACACCCGAGCUGGAGGGCAGUGCCUUCAAAUUCCCGCCGUUCCCUCACUCCAACGCUGCUGCCCCCGCACCGCACCAGCACCAACACCAACACCAACACCAGAACCUACACCAACACCAACACCAACACCAGAACCUACACCAACACCACCAGCAGCACCAGGACAUGGUGGAGGCGUCCGUGUGGAGCUGUAAGCACCUGCCCCCUGAACAGGAUCCCUUCCUGGCUGUGUUCGACAGACCUCCAGGCCACCAGGAGGCGCUGGCUCCCCCUCCACCGCGGCAGGAUGCCUGGGUGCCCGUCUCCGCCCCUGCUCCUGCUCCUGCUCCUGCUCCUCCUGUUCCUCCUCCCGCUCCUCACUCCCUCCACCAGUCUCGCAGGAGUCUCGGCGGCCCACCAGACCCCUUCUUAUCCGCCAUGAGCAAGGACCAGACCACCAAGACCCUUCCUCUUCCUCCCCCCACCUCCUCCUCCACCUCCUCUUCCGCCGCCUCCUCUCGUAAGGACAGGAGGCGAGACCGGAGCCUCCCUCCCCCCCUCCAGCCCCCAUUGGACAACCCCUUCGCCAUCACCAUGAUUGGCAGUCCCACGCACCAGGCGUCACUGGCGGCGGCGGCCGCUGCAGCAUCAGCGGUGUCAUCGUCAACGGCCAUGAUGUCACAGGGUUCCGGCGUCAGCAGUAAUAACAAUAAGCCCCCUCCUGCCAUCCCGCCACCCACCACCACCCACCACAAGGCCCCCAGCACCAACCCCCCCAGCCAGCCCCCCAACCCCACCGCCAGCCAGCCCAAGAAGGAGCUUCAUCACUGGGGCUCGGUGCACAACCCCUUCAGCUGCCCAGGGACCCAGGAAGGGGGGGCGCCGGGGGGCCCCGAGGCCAACAGCAACAACAGGGGGGCCCCCAAACAGCGAGCAGGCGGCGAGGAUGAGCCGCGCCGUAACGGGCCGCCCCUCACACGGCAUUCUGGGCCGCAGGAGGACCUGUGCUUCUCCACGGAUAAGGACGAGGACUGUCUGGACGUGGACGUGGUACCCCAACCCCCGUGCAGCAGCCGUGGCCCUCAGCACACAGGUGGGCAGCUGAGUUUCAGGCAGGACAGUUCUGAGCUCCUGGUGGCUCCUCCUCCGCACCGCAUUCGCUCCAAGAGGAACUCCGGUCAGCUGGGAGGCUGCGAGCGUUCCAGGUCUCUAUGCUCCUCUCCUCUGCCGGACCCCAGCCCCCCUACCCUCAACUCCUCGUCCUCCUCGAGCCCCAGCGACUGGGGAGGCCAGACCCGAGCCCCUAGCCCAGCCAGAGUGGGUCUGUCUCGGGGCCCCUCCCCCAUCUCAGUCAGCCCCCAGGAGGCGUGGCCUGUAGCCACCGCGAUCACGGAAUACAUCAAUGCCUACUUCAAAGGAGGACAGCACAACAGGUGCCUGGUAAAGAUCACGGGGGAUCUGACGAUGUCAUUUCCUGCUGGCAUCACGCGUCUCUUCUCAGCCAAUCCCAACGCUCCGGUGCUCAGCUUCCGCCUCCUCAACAUCUCACGCCUAGAUCACUUCCUGCCCAACCAGAAACUACUCUAUAGUGACCCGUCUCAGAGUGACCCGGACUUCCGGGACUUCUGGUUCAACAUGCAGGCGUUGACCUUUCACCUGCAGCGAGAGGCGGAGCUUAACCCCCAGGCCUCCUACUACAACCUGGGGCUGCUCAAGUACCAGGUGUCGUCUCAGGACCCGGGUCGCGCCCCCCUGCUGCUGUCGGCUGAGUGUCAGCGUAGUGGCACGGUGACGCGCGUCUCCCUCGACUACCACUGUUGCCCGGCGACCGCCCCCGCCACACAGCUGACUGGCGUCCAAGUUCUACUGCCACUAGACCACACAGCUACCGACCUGCAGUGCCAACCAGCGGCAACAUGGAAUGCAGAGGAGAGACGUCUGCUGUGGAAACUGCCCAACCUCUCACCCACCAAUCACAGCAAAGGCUCCGGCACGCUGUGUGCUAGUUGGCAGUGUCUUGAGGCCCCCCGGGGGCCGCCCCCCAGCCUGGCCGUGCAGUUCGUGGGCAGCGGCGCCUCUCUGUCUGGCAUGGAGGUGGAACUGGUGGCUACGCAGUACCGCAUGUCUCUGGUCAAGAAGCGCUUCGCCACAGGAAAAUACAUGGCAGGCUGCUCCUUGUGAAGAGGCGUGGCUAAAAACUACCUGCUGUGAAGAGGCGUGGCUAAAAACUACCUGCUGGACUACUGGUUACUACGGGAGAUAGGAGUCUUGAACUGGUUACUAUGGAGAUUGGAGUCUUGAACUGGAACAUUUUGGAAAUUGCAGUCUUAUACUGGAUAUGGGGGAUUGGGAGAUGUCUUAUACUGGCUGGGUAUGGGGGUGGCAGUGGGUUGGAGAUGGGGGAUGGUAUUGGGGAUGGGGGUGGUUACUACUGGCAUACAGUUUGCACUUUUAGCCCACUGAGCCAGGUGAGGGGAGAGGUGAGGGGAGAAUGACACACACACACUGACACACACACACACUGACACACACACACUUAAAUAAUUCAGUACACACACUUCCUGAAAAACAGUGGAUCCAAAAGUCCUUGCUGCUACUGAGGACCAAGUUGAGUUCUGGCCUGGCCUUUUCUAUAUCUCUGAACCUUUCCUUUCCUCUUUUUGGAUUGCAAUCCAAGAUUUGUACUUGUGGUAGAAUACAGCACAGCUUUGUUUUCACUAAAGCCUCCCUUUGUCUGUUGUAUAAACUGUCAGUAGUAAUGCUUAGCCAGAAACUAUUUAAAAUAAGGAAGAAGGAAAAAAAAGCAUUUGUGAAGGAAAAACCUUUUGAGCGCACAUUAAGAUCCAUGUUUUCUAGUUUUAGAUGAUUCUUGUCAUUGGAACCUGCUUGUGUGUGCAUCAGUAAGGGUGUUUGGGGUGAAGGGAGGAGUUUUCAGUCGCCGUGGCUGAGUUCUUUGCACUGUGAGUGCCGCUACUUUCUAUGUACAUUUUAAAUAUAUUUAUAAAAUUCAAUGCUUCUCUGUA
This is a messenger RNA of Engraulis encrasicolus (European anchovy), 5014 nucleotides long. It is a transcript of the gene fcho1, whose product is annotated as FCH and mu domain containing endocytic adaptor 1. Gene Ontology annotation, biological process: clathrin coat assembly; clathrin-dependent endocytosis. Gene Ontology annotation, cellular component: clathrin-coated vesicle; clathrin-coated pit; plasma membrane. Lineage: Eukaryota; Metazoa; Chordata; Actinopteri; Clupeiformes; Engraulidae. The transcript is spliced from 27 exons. The record is from RefSeq and is a predicted model, not a curated record. The coding region runs from base 228 to 4172 and encodes 1314 amino acids.